Molecule: messenger RNA, 810 nt
Organism: Gryllus bimaculatus (two-spotted cricket)
Lineage: Eukaryota; Metazoa; Arthropoda; Insecta; Orthoptera; Gryllidae
Source: the annotation of a GenBank genome assembly
AUGGCUCCUCACUCGCUGGCGGGCGGCGGCGGCGGCGGGCGUCAGUGCUCCAAUCCGUCGGCGCGCGCCAGCAUCAACAUGAUGCCGCGCGGUCCUUCGAUGGCUGCCGGGGCGCCGUCCCCGUCGCCGUCGCAGUCGUCCUUCGCGCUGGCGGGCGCGGCGGCGGGCCGCGACCUCAUGAGCCGGCUGUCCAGCAUCUCCAGCCACUCCACCUUCCCGCGGCCGCACUUCAUCGCCGCCUACGUCACCAGCACCGCUCGCCUCGCGGGCGAGCUGCUCGGCCAGUCGCACGCGCCUCCGCAAAUGGAUUCGCAAGCGUCCGACGACUACCCGCUCACUCCGCCUCUUUCGCCGUCCGGUUCAUCGCCUGGGAUGGCCCCGUCGUCUCCGCCGCCAACACGCACCUCCCUCUCCGAACAAUUGACUGCCGCGGGUCGCCUGGGCGGCAGGCCGCCGCUGCAGCCGGUGUUCAGCACCAUCAUGGAGCAGUCGAGCACGUCUCUGACUGGGGCCAACGCCCGCUCGCCCCGCCCCGCUCCCGGCCCGCAGGCUCCCUGCCCCCCGACGCCCUGCACCUCCUGCAACCCCUGCGCGCAGGCGCCGGCCCCGGGCCGCGGCCGGAGGCGCUACUACCCGGAGCUGGGCAACCGCGACUUCCUCGGCAGGUCCAACAUCCCGCCGUUCCACGUCCACCGCGCCGCCCAGGGCUACAACCGUCUGCUGGAGCCGCGGCCGUUGCGGCUCAACGUGUGUGACGCGUACACGGAGUCGGGCUUGCCUGGCGGGAAAGCGGCCGCGCCCAACUCGUGA